UUGAUGACCAGGCUGACAGUCUCCAGAGUAGUUGGGGGGUUUAUAGUGAUGAUGAUAAUGAUGCUGAUGAUGUUCAGUUCCAAGCUCCUGAUUCUCGCCCAUUGGACUGAGCUGUUGUUCGCGGCCCCGACGGCAGAUUUGUCCGUGGCGGCCCGAGUUCUUCUGCCGCAUCUGAGCGCGCAGGACAUAGUUUUGUUGAUAAUCAGCCGCCACGGGAGAGCAUGCCCUCACAGUCCACUAACACCGACUGGUUAGUGACAUCACCCCAGCCCGGGGGCCGACAGAUCCGCGACUAAUCCCUAGCUAUGGCGGGCACAUAGCUAAACUUAUUUAUGACGGCUCCGAGCGUACGCCUCCGAUUCUGGAUUGCCGUAUUAGGAAGAGACCGGUGGAGUCCAUCAUCGGACUGAGGGAUAUGUCCGAUGCGCUAAACGAUGUUCUACCUGCCACUUCCCUCGGCCGACUACCGGUCAUUAUGCACCAGCACAUCAACUGUGCUUUGAUAUCGGCGUUCGUUAAGAGGUGGCAGCCGGAUACGAACACCUUCCACAUGCCCUGGGGAGAGAUGACGAUUAUGUUGCACGACGUGCAACGCAUAUUGGGCAUUUCUAUUGAAGGUUCUCUGCCGGCUGAGCCUUCGGAGGCGGAGUGGGAGGUUGGUAUCACCAAUCUGUUCGGAGAGCCUCUGUCUGAGCUUCUACGUAAAGGUGCAUUCACCAGCGGAUGCAUAAGCGUUGCUGAACUGAUGCGGCUGUGUCAUAGGCCGCAGGCCAUGGAUACCCAAACGACAGCGUACUACAUGGCUGUCAUCGGCUCUACCUUGUUGGCGGAUAAGACCAGAAUUGGCAUGCGACCUCACCCGAUACUUGCCGUGAACGACGAUCAGCAAGACGUGGCCUGGGGUGCGGUGACCUUGGCGUUCUUGUACAGGCAGCUCGGAAUGGCAUCAAGGGCUGGUUGCAAGACCAUUGCUGGAUGCCUCACAUUGCUCCAGACAUGGAUCUAUGAGUACUUUCCCGCUUUCUGCCCUCAUCCUCGCCGAGAAGAUGUGCCAAACAUUACUAGGGCGGAGAUGUGGACACCGAAGAAACCAUGUCGUGAGCUGGACAGGUUGAGGGAAUGUCGCAAGGUUCUUGACUCAUUGACGGAGACUCAGGUUGAAUGGACUCCCUACAAUUCUGCUGCUGGUGCGUUGCUGAAUGAUCACCCACGCACCACCGUAAUCGGGGGUAUCACAUGCUUUGAUGUUGUGGAGGUGUAUUUGCCGGAGCGGACAUUGCGACAGAUUGGGUUCGUGCAGGCUAUUCCUCCCGCUCCUAUUAGACCAGCCAAGGCUCUCCGACCGGCACACGGUACCUACUCCGUGACCUUUCCUUCUUCAGCUGUAUAUUUGGAGGCAUGGAGUAGGUUCCCCUAUAGUGCCCGCCUUGUUGAGCAGGGACUUCGUCGGGCUUCUGUUCCUUCAGAGGCUGAACCUAAUUACGUUGAUUGGUUCAGAGUGUGCUCACACCCGUACAUAGCCCUUCUCAGAGCAGAUCUGAAUACUUCCUGAAUGAAUGGCCCAGUCGAUUCGCUCCAGUGGCAAGACUACCUGCUAAGCUUGCGGAUUUGAACCCCCGUCAAUGACAUGCCUUAGAAAUA
Messenger RNA from Amaranthus tricolor (Joseph's coat), 1641 nucleotides. Its product is annotated as protein MAIN-LIKE 1-like. The transcript has 3 exons. The record is from RefSeq and is a predicted model, not a curated record. NCBI's taxonomy places the organism in Eukaryota, Viridiplantae, Streptophyta, Magnoliopsida, Caryophyllales, Amaranthaceae. The coding region runs from base 416 to 1552 and encodes 378 amino acids. Gene Ontology annotation, biological process: meristem maintenance; meristem development.